Astyanax mexicanus (Mexican tetra) is the source of this 4138-nucleotide messenger RNA. RefSeq names its product abhydrolase domain containing 17C, depalmitoylase (gene abhd17c). The record is from RefSeq and is a predicted model, not a curated record. The transcript has 3 exons. NCBI's taxonomy places the organism in Eukaryota, Metazoa, Chordata, Actinopteri, Characiformes, Acestrorhamphidae. Gene Ontology annotation, molecular function: palmitoyl-(protein) hydrolase activity. Bases 517 to 1401 code for a protein of 294 amino acids. Gene Ontology annotation, cellular component: endosome membrane; plasma membrane. Gene Ontology annotation, biological process: protein depalmitoylation.
CGGAAGCUGGGCCGGAGUGUGGCUUUGGAAAUGGCUGCUCACAUUAGCAGCAGUAGCUGAAGCUGGGACUGAAGGGGAAACGUGCUGCUGGGGGCUUUAACUGUAUACACUUGGGGACGGCAGCUGCUGUAAACGCUCAGGGAGGACUGGAGCUGUUAAAUAUCCGCCGCUUAUCGAUUAAUUUGAUGAAUUAAAGCCAUAAUUCCGGGCAGGAGUGCUGGGGAGCUAACAGGCUAACAGCAUCCGCGGCUGUGAGACUCUGGUUGUUUGUAAUGUUAAUUUUUUCGAUUGUUUAGUUGUUUAGAGAGGUUACCGGAUGACUGCGAGGCGGUGGAGCUGUAUUAAGGCUGUAAGGGAACGCUAGCCUCGCUGCUCGGUUUAUUUAGCUAGUUAAGCUAAGCUACGCGUUCAUUUAUCAUUUGUUUGUUUGUGGCUCCUUCACUCUAAACCCCGCUAGUUGAGUUAACGUUAACUAGUUAAGCUAGCUUCGAGUUAAAUAGUCCCUCCGCGGCCCCGAUGCCCGAGCGCGGCCCCAGGAUGAACGGCUUUUCCCUCGGCGAGCUGUGCUGGCUCUUCUGCUGCCCGCCGUGCCCGAGCCGCAUCGCGGCCAAGCUCGCCUUUCUCCCCCCCGAGCCCACCUACACGAUGCGCACGGCCAACGACGGCUCGUGCAGCCUGCACCUGACCGAGCGCGCGGACUGGCAGUACACGCAGCGCGAGCUGGACGCCGUGGAGGUGUUCAGCACGCGCACCAGCCGCGGGAACCGCAUGGGCUGCAUGUUCGUGCGCUGCGCCCCGGGCAGCCGGUACACGGUGCUGUUCUCGCACGGGAACGCGGUGGAUCUGGGCCAGAUGUGCAGCUUCUACAUCGGCCUGGGCUCGCGCAUCAACUGCAACGUCUUCUCCUACGACUACUCGGGCUACGGGGUCAGCACCGGCAAACCCAGCGAGAAGAACCUGUACGCGGACAUCGAGGCGGCCUGGCAGGUGCUCAGGACCAAGUACGGCAUGACCCCGGAGAACAUUAUCCUGUACGGGCAGAGCAUUGGCACGGUGCCCACGGUGGACCUGGCGGCUCGGUACGAGUGUGCCGCGGUCAUCCUGCACUCUCCCCUCAUGUCCGGCCUGCGCGUGGCCUUCCCCGACACCCGCAAGACCUACUGCUUCGACGCCUUUCCCAGCAUCGACAAAGUAUCGAAGGUGGCGUCUCCCGUCCUGGUCAUCCACGGCACGGAGGACGAGGUCAUCGACUUCUCCCACGGCCUGGCCAUCUACGAGCGCUGCCCUCGCGCCGUGGAGCCGCUGUGGGUGGAGGGCGCCGGGCACAACGACAUCGAGCUGUACGCUCAGUACCUGGAAAGACUGAAGCAGUUCAUCACCUUUGAGCUGGCUACCUCCUGAACACGCGCCCGCGCACACACAGUUACCACAGUACCACUCGCCCAACUGCGCCAACCAAGACCACGGCACACCUUCUCUUCUGAGGAGCUCCUCCAACACCGGGGCUGAGGAGCACCAUCAAGUAUUUGCACUUGCUGGGAUGAAACAACUACAAAAAAAAAAAAACAGUAAAAUAAAACAAAACAAAAAAAAAAAAGAAUAAUACUCUGAACUUGAACUGUUUAAGGCUCUGCUGCAGCGGCGACAGUAGUUGGUGUUGGUGAUGGUGGUGAUGAAGUUGAAGAUGCUGAAGAUACGCAGCAGAGCCUUUCCAUCUCUACAGGGGAGGGAAGGGGAGGGGGACGGAUUGGGGAAAGGAGGGGAGGGGAAAUGAAGUGGGUGGGGUUAUGUGGGGGGAGGGGGGUGGGACGUUUUAACAGGUUUGAUUAACUGAUAUUCUUCUUUUCUACCUUGAUGAAGAAAAUUUCAAGAAAGAUUUUUGCACCAACUUUUUCGUGUUGUUUUUGAACUGUUUAAUUGAAUUUUUUUGAUUCUCGUCUUUUGAGUAGUACCCAGCUCUUUGUUGGGGAAAUUAACGGAUGCACUUUUAUCGUGCAAAUAUUUUCAGGUGACCACUGUAUAUUUUUUUUUUUCCUUUUUGUUUAAUUUUUUUUGUAUUAUUGAUGAUCUGAUUUGUUUUUAAUGGCAUUUGUUUCGUGGCAUUCCAUUUCGAUUCUCUUGAACUGAGAUGAAACUUUGAUGAUGACUUUGCUCUCAGAGUUUUUACGAGGCCAGUCUGUGGGAGCGAGAGAAGAGUGUGUACGUCUGUUCUGUCUUCGUUUCUUUCUUUUUGUUUGUCCGGUGAACGAAUACACGAAUACUGCCCAGGGAAAACUGCUCAGUUGAAAUUGAACUGGAAGAAAAACUUGCCUUACUGAGACCGAGAAAGAUAAGAAAAGAAGAGAAAUAGAAGAGAGUGAGAGAAAGAAAGACAGGAAGAGACCGACAGACAGAAGGAAAGAGAGAGGGAGAUAUCCACUAUGAACUGUUUGGCUCUGGAGCAUGGUGCUUUGUGUUACUGAAUUUAAUCAGGGCAUUGUUUUUUUUCUGUGUAGAAAAGACACUACGAUAAUCAAUACACUAAAUAAUGAUAAUAGGGUCUUAAAAAUGUGAACUACUUUUUUUGAUCAUUUCCUUUGUUUGUUUUUUUUGUAUGCUUAUUUUACUUUAGCGCCAACACUAUUAUUAGUAAGCCUUACACCCUCAGACAUUUUUGGGCCUUUAAAGUUUUUUUUUUUUGGGCCUUUAAGGGUUUGUUUGGGCCUUUUUAAGGUUUUUUUUGGGCCAGUGUUCUUGGGGUAAAUGCUAGCUGCUACUCUUCGAAUAAGGAAAAUCUCAGUUAUUUCAUGGGAACGGGCUUUUCUCGGGGUGAACGCUAGCUGCUACUCUUUUAAACAAGAAAAAUAAUCACUGUGAAACUGAACUUUGGCAAAAAUAGGUAGUAAAAAGGUACAAAGUCCAACACUGACCGCAUUGAGCCAGUUCUCUCGACGUUUUCUCCAUGUUUCGCAGCUUCAUCAUCAUCUUUUUCUUCUUCUUCAACCCCAAAGGACACGAACCCCUGCAAACAAAGAGCGAGUAUCUAGAUGAAGAACAAUACCAAUGCUUUGCUUGGAGGGUUCACUUUUUCUUUCGUAGGAAGGGAGCGGCUUUGCAAAUGUUAAUGUAUUCAGGCCUGUGUUUCAGGGGUAGCACUAGACAUUAGAACGACAUGACUUGAACUUGGACACGUUUUUUUUUUUUUUUUUUUUUAACUUCCGUGAGAGCUUUCCUUGCUCGCUCCCUCGCUCACUCACUCACUCGCUCGCUCGCUCGCUCAGUGACAAAGGAAGAGUUGUAUUGUUUAAUUGGAGCGGCGGCUGCUGUUGUUACCACUUGAUGACGAUUGUCUGCGAGAUGAAGAAGUGACUUUUUGGACUGUUUGGGGCGGGUGGGCUGAAUUUCUAAUGGGUUUGGAUCUGUGUAUUGCUGUAGGGUGGUGAAGCAGUAACGGUUUGUUUGUAUGUAUGUGUGUGUGUGUGUGUGUGUAAACAGGAUGUCGUCUUGUUUUUCAUCUCAUUACCAAGGGUCCUAAAAGGAGGCGGGGCCAAAGAGACCUUCCCUUUAUUCAACGGGAAUUCCCUUUAUUUAUCUCCACAAUCUACAAGCUCUCCAAGGUCUUUUCAAUUGAGACUCUUUUUAAAGAACGGCUGACUGAACCACACCCCCCCCAACCGACUGAGCCCCGUCAUUGUUUUGAUACUGAAGUUUUUACGGUGUUUUUUCCAGUACUACUUCAUAUUAUUAUCUUUACACCUCUUUUAAUGCUGGUUUGUAAGAUAUAGAUAUAAGAUGCUCUGUACUGUACACACUUCUCUAACUCCUCUCUAUAGAUAGAUCGGUGCAACAGGAAAUAAACGGAUGGUAUUUAGCCUUUCUUUUUUUUCCUUUUUUUUUUUUUUUUAUUAAAAGAAGUUUGACACUGGAAUCACUGUAUGCAAGUAUGAUACAGAAAAAUGAAGUAAAGCUAGUUGGUACAAACAGUGCUAGUGUAACUGUUUUAAACUGUUUUCUUUCUCCUCGGAUUAAAAAUGAAGAAGCCUUAAAUGUGCCGUGAGACAGAUUAUUACUCUCUUUAUGUUGGCUGUUGCUUCAGGGCGACACACUGGAUGUUGUUGUAUUGCUAUGUAAUGGAAUAAAGGAUGCAUGGAAUCAUAAA